Maudiozyma barnettii is the source of this 1131-nucleotide messenger RNA. RefSeq names its product Csi2p (gene CSI2). The transcript has a single exon. The coding region runs from base 1 to 1131 and encodes 376 amino acids. The record is from RefSeq and is a predicted model, not a curated record. NCBI's taxonomy places the organism in Eukaryota, Fungi, Ascomycota, Saccharomycetes, Saccharomycetales, Saccharomycetaceae. Gene Ontology annotation, cellular component: fungal-type vacuole; cellular bud neck.
AUGAGAAUGAAGUAUAAUAAUAUUUCUAUUAUAUUCCUUUUUAUAUCCAUAUUAUCAAUUAUUGUCAAUGCAUCUCCAGCUCAAUAUAAACCAUAUCAAAGGAGAGGUUUACCUGGUUUAAAGACCACUACAAGUACUACAAGUGCUUCUAGUUCUAUAGCAACAGGUGAUUCAGAUACCAAUACAUCAAUCGGAUCAAACACUACAAAUUCAAAUGUGACAUCAUAUUCGAAUUCUACGAUUCAAAUAUAUACUUCAAAUUCAAGUGUGAUUACUUCCAUUGUAAGAACUACUACAUCUAGUUUGAAUUAUAUUUCAAAUCCAGUAACCAUACCAAAUAAUAAUCAAAUGAAAAACCCGAAUAUGAUAAUGAGAACCUCUACUGAUGGAACUGUCUUCAUCUCAUUUGCAAGUUGUCUAGGAGUAAUUAUUAUAGCUUUGUUCCUAACUUGGGCGAUACUGGGAUUUAAAGCUUGGUAUAGGGCACGCCACGAAAAUCAUGUGAAAACUAUGCAAGAUGGAUACCUUACAGAUCCCUUUAGUAAUAGAAACGCAACUUUUGGAAGUGAUAUCACUAAUAACAGUAGCAAUGGUGGUGGACUAGGAUUCUUUGGGUCUGAUCUAGCUUCUCUAGUUUCUAGUGGAUCUGAAAGUUAUGAUGACAAUGAAAAGAAUAAUGAUUUUGGGGAAAAAGUCUUAAAGACUAAAAGCUCUAGAUUAAGUUUAUAUUCUUUGGGUUCUAAUUCUGCCUUGAAUCUAUUGAAUUCUUUUGAAAACUCAGACUCAUCGAAUAAAACGAAGGGACCCGCAUCAAAGAACAUACCGGCUAAUAAUGCUAGAUUAUCAAUGUUUAUAUCACCUACUGAAAUUUUACAAAACGAAACUCAUCAAUGGAAUAAUAGUGCAAAUGCUAGUCAUGAAAGUUUCUUUAACUCAGAGAUAAGUACACCAACAGCACAAGCCUCAGCUGUCUCAACAUCUCAAUUUAUAAUGAAUGACUACUCCGAAUUUAAUAGAAACAAUGCUACGACAACUGAUCCCAACGAAGCCAAAGUUAAACAUUUUAGACCGCCAAGUGUUCAUUUGGAUGAAUUAUUGAAUCUUCAGGAUGAAGAUAAAUCUUCUCCAUAG